AUGGCCAUUCACAAGCUAGUGGAGGUUUUCUUCAACGAUGUCAACUGGCAGUACUUCAUCAUCGAAAAACAAUACUUUGACUCCUUACUUAACUGUUGGUACGGAACCAAUGUCAAGACCUUGUUGCACCUCAGCCAUGACGAACUCGGCAGAGAACUUUACUACUUUCCCGCACUAUUGUGUCAGGUUUUAGGCCUUGCGAUACAGUUUCUACCACUCAGAUCACCUGUCUGGGAAUACUUAUCGCAGGCUGAUAUGGCUGUGUGCCAUAAAUACAGCGAUACGGGUGUGGAGCUGAUGACGCAGAGACCACAUGCGGCUCUCACAGUGCAUUGGGAGUGCAAUCCGGUCGAGCUGCUCAAGAUUGACCCCGAUGUCCGCAAACUGAUAAAGCUGAUAACUUCCAGAUCCGCACAAGAGCUCGAGCUUCAUCGUCACGAGGAUCCCUACAAACAUGCUUCGAGCAGUCCUGGGGCAAACCUUAGCCGCAUGUGGUAUGAAGAGUAUAAACGGCGGCUAUGGAUGAACUUGUGUACAUGGGACGCUUUGACUGCAAUGAUUCUUGGUCGCCCAAGGGCUAUCCAUCCUGAUGAUUGCGAUGUGGAGGAACCAAUUGAGUGCAACAUCCCGCCAGACCCCUCCAGCUGUGUCCCAGGCUCUCCAGAAGUUAUUGGGGGACGGGACAGGCCCAACACUGUCUCCAGCAACCUAUUCCUGUACCGACUCUCGAACGUGUGGCAUGCUGCGAAAGGGCAGAAAGCCGAUAGACCUUGGUCAAUAGAUUACUCUGUGGUUCAGCAGCUUCAUGACCAGGUGCACCUCAUCAUGGGAAGGCUGCCACUUACACUUCGAUACGAGAACCCUGACUUGUCAUGGGAUGAUCAAUACCCAUACUUACGUUAUCAGAGAGAGGAUAUUCUCACAAAGGCCAAUCUAAUGCUAGUGGCAUUGCACCGUCCUCACAUAAAGUACCGGGCCGAGAGUCGGCGCGCCGCAUUACAAGCUUCGAUCGUGAUAUUAGACUCACAACAUCGAUCAUUUAUAAUGGCCAGACCACACCAGUACAAAUUCUUUGGCCUGUCCUUCUACACCAUCGACGCAUCACUACUGCUUUCGGUUGUAACGGCUAGGUAUUUACCACAAAUGGACAGCGCAGUUAUGGCGAAGAUUGAUUCUAUCCUGCAACAAGCUAUGAACAGAUUGAGUGCAAUGCAUUCAUACAGCCCAAUCGCACGCUCUGGUCUCACCAUUCUCAGCCAGUGUUACAAUGUUCUACAGAUGCGCCUGGAGCGCAGUACUGCUACAUGGUAUCUUCAAAAGGCCGUAGCCACCGAGCCCGGAAAUUUCGCACAAGAUUCUGGAGUUGAUGUGAUGGGCGAUAGCUUGUCAGAACAGCAAUCACAUCUGCCGCUUCCACAAUCGCAAGAACAUAAUCAGCAAGAGCCAGUAUGGGGUGCUCCAACAUCUUUAUCUACCGGUAGUGGCUGGACAUUUGACACGAGUGUGGAUGCAAGAACCAUACCUACGACUGCCACUCAACCAUCUCCACAUCUUGAGCCAUCAACCACUGACUUUGACGAGACGUACUGGCUGAGCAUGAUAAAUGAGGUACCUGACGUGACGAAUACAGAUCCGACGGAAGCUCUCAAGGUAGGCCCAACAGUUGAGGCAGCCUCCGUGGAGGACAAUACUGUUUGGAAUCAGAUUCAAUUUAGUGAAUCAAGCACCUAA
Fonsecaea monophora is the source of this 1731-nucleotide messenger RNA. RefSeq lists its product as hypothetical. Gene Ontology annotation, biological process: DNA-templated transcription. The record is from RefSeq and is a predicted model, not a curated record. Gene Ontology annotation, cellular component: nucleus. NCBI's taxonomy places the organism in Eukaryota, Fungi, Ascomycota, Eurotiomycetes, Chaetothyriales, Herpotrichiellaceae. The transcript is spliced from 3 exons. Bases 1 to 1731 code for a protein of 576 amino acids. Gene Ontology annotation, molecular function: zinc ion binding; DNA binding.